GGAAGCCAAGGUCUUGUCUCGGCCACCGAGGUCCUCCUGGCAGCUGCUGUCUUCUGCCUGGUCUUCCUGCUCAUCCAGUCCCUCCAGCAGCACGUGCCCCAGGGGCUGAAGAGCCCCCCAGGACCCAGAGGCUUCCCCAUCCUUGGCAACGUGCUGGAGCUGAGGAAGGACACCCACCUGGUGCUGACCAGGCUGAGCCAGCAGUACGGGGACGUGAUGCGGGUCAGGAUCGGCAGCCGGCCCGUCCUGGUGCUGAGCGGGCUGGACACCAUCAGGCAAGCCCUGGUGAAGCAAGGAGAAGACUUCAUGGGUCGUCCUGACCUCUACAGCUUCCAAUACAUUUCAAACGGGCAGAGCCUGGCCUUCAGCCCUGACUCAGGGGAGGUGUGGAAAGCCCGCAGGAAGCUGGCCCAGAACGCCCUGAAGAGCUUCUCCAUCGCCCCCAGCCCCACCUCCUCUUCCACCUGCCUCCUGGAGGAGCACGUCUCCAAGGAAGCUGCCUACCUGGUCACCAAGUUCCUGGAGGUGAUGGACAAGGAGAAGAGCUUUGACCCUAACCAAUACCUGGUGGUCUCUGUGGCCAAUGUCAUCUGUGCCAUGUGCUUUGGCAAACGUUACGACCACAGCGACCAGGAGCUGCUCAGCGUGGUGAGCAUCAACAACGAUUUUGGAGAUGUGGCAGCUUCUGGCAACCCUGCUGACUUCAUCCCCCUGCUCCAGUACCUUCCCAGCCGCACCAUGCAGCUCUUCAAGGACAUCAACAGGCGUUUAAACUGCUUUGUGCAAAAAAUUGUCCAGGAGCAUUAUACCAGCUUUGAUAAGGAGCACAUCCGGGACAUCACGGACUCACUGAUUGAGCACUGCCAGGACAAGAGUGUAGGCGAGGAUGCCCAGGUCCCCCUCUCCAAUGAGAAGAUCAUCAACAUUGUCUAUGACCUCUUUGGGGCUGGCUUUGACACUGUGACAACUGCCUUAUCCUGGAGCCUCAUGUAUGCUGCCUUGUACCCUGACAUCCAGAAGAAGAUCCAGAAAGAACUAGACCAGACCAUUGGCCAGGAGAGAAGACCGAGGCUGUCGGACCGGGGCACCCUGCCCUACCUGGAAGCCUUCAUCCUGGAGAUGUUCAGACACUCCUCCUUCCUGCCCUUCACCAUCCCACACAGCACAACCAAAGCCACAGUGUUGAACGGCUACUACAUCCCCAAGGACACCUGCGUGUUUGUCAACCAGUGGCAAGUGAAUCAUGACAAGAAGCUUUGGAAGGACCCUUCCACCUUCAACCCUGAGAGGUUCCUCAACGCUGCGGGGACCGAAAUAAACAGGAUAGAGAGUGAGAAGGUGAUGACUUUUGGCUUGGGGAAGAGGCGAUGCAUCGGGGAGUCCAUCGGCCGCUGGGAGGUCUUCCUGUUCUUGGCCACCCUGCUGCAGCAGCUGGAGUUCAGCCUCCAGCCCGGGGAGAAGGUGGACAUCACCCCCCAGUAUGGACUGACAAUGAAAUACAAGAGAUGCGAGUGCUUCCAGAUUAAGAAACGUUCCCCCACGAGGAGCUCUCUGUGA
This is a messenger RNA of Chaetura pelagica (chimney swift), 1557 nucleotides long. RefSeq names its product cytochrome P450 1A4-like. Gene Ontology annotation, molecular function: iron ion binding; oxidoreductase activity, acting on paired donors, with incorporation or reduction of molecular oxygen, reduced flavin or flavoprotein as one donor, and incorporation of one atom of oxygen; heme binding. The transcript has 6 exons. Lineage: Eukaryota; Metazoa; Chordata; Aves; Apodiformes; Apodidae. The record is from RefSeq and is a predicted model, not a curated record. The annotation marks the transcript as partial. Gene Ontology annotation, biological process: hormone biosynthetic process; progesterone metabolic process.